UCGCCAGGCUUGCGUAAGCGGGCCGGGCUGGGUUGGAGGCGCUGGCGCUGCCACGUCUUGGCCGCUGCUCACGCAGCAGCGGCCGCGGCGGCAACCGUGGCGCGGGAGGAGGUGGGACUGCUUGAAGCCGGAUCCGGAUCUCGUACUGUGUACUCAGAUAUUUCGCCUGUUAUCUGCAUAUCUGGAAAACAACAUCGCUACCCAUCUUUCAGAGAAUAAACCCAAAAGCCUCAGGGGCCCCAUGAUCAGGGACUGACACCAUUACAAUACCUUAACUGCAAAGAUGAAACCUGAUGAAACUCCUAUGUUUGACCCAAGUCUACUCAAAGAAGUGGACUGGAGCCAGAAUACAGCUACAUUUUCUCCAGCCAUUUCCCCAACACAUCCUGGAGAAGGUCUGGUUUUGAGGCCUCUUUGUACUGCUGACUUAAAUAGAGGUUUUUUUAAGGUACUAGGUCAGCUGACAGAGACUGGAGUUGUCAACCCUGAACAAUUUAUGAAAUCUUUUGAGCACAUGAAGAAAUCUGGGGAUUACUAUGUUACAGUUGUGGAAGAUGUGACUUUAGGACAGAUUGUUGCUACAGCAACUCUGAUAAUAGAACAUAAGUUCAUCCAUUCCUGUGCUAAGAGAGGAAGAGUAGAAGAUGUUGUUGUUAGUGAUGAAUGCAGAGGAAAGCAGCUUGGCAAAUUGUUAUUAUCAACCCUUACUUUGCUAAGCAAGAAACUGAACUGUUAUAAGAUUACUCUUGAAUGUCUGCCACAAAAUGUCGGUUUCUAUAAAAAGUUUGGAUAUACAGUAUCUGAAGAAAACUACAUGUGUCGGAGGUUUCUAAAAUAAAAACCUUUUCAGACACCCAUUUGCCAAAGGAGCUAAUGCAGCUGUGCUGGCUGUAUUCUUCCUGGGGUUGAAGAACUUUGUCCCUGCAACUGGGUGACUUCUGUAAAAACUGGACUGAAAAAACUAAUGGAACAAGCAUAAUGACAUUUAGAAGAUUACGCUGGGCUGGUGGGACAUGCUGUGAAUUUAGAUUACAAAUGAUUAUUAUAAAGGGGAUGAUUUUUAACCAAAGGAAUAUAUUUUUAACUUGAAUCUUUUCUUGCAUUGUAUUUUUCUAGAGUUUGGUUUCAUUUCUUGGUAGAGUAUAAGUAGUAAGGAGUUAUGUAUCUGCUAUCUGUACUGCUCACUUGAAAAAAAGCAUACAAUUGAAAAGGCUAUUUCUUAUCACAUUCAUAAAAUUAGUAUUUCUCUUUCAAAGAAACAUCUAAAUACCAUUUAGGGGUAUAUCACUUCCCAUACGUUGUAUGAAAUUGGAUGUUUGAUAUAACUAAAUAUAGUACAGUACAUUUUUGUUGAUCCUGGUACUGGCAAACAAUCUGGUCAGCCUUUUGAAGUAGAAAUGGCAAUUAACUUACAAAAUGUUACAAGGUUCAAAGUAAAACAAUUUAAAUAUAUAUCUAAAUGUUUAUGUAAUUUUAAUGUAAAGUACCACAUUUAUGAAAUAUAGUAAUUCAUUUGUUUAUCUAAGUGCAAAUAUAAGGUACUUUUUAGCAGUGAAUUAGCAAAUCUUAGCAUCUUGUGUAUUUCUAACCUGAAUUUUCAUCUGUUACAUUCUUAAAAUGUUGAUGGAAACUUUUCUAUUUAAUGUGAUUAUAAUGGUACUACUGUUUUGGUCACUCCUAUUUUGAUUUUAUUUAUUUACUUUUAAAUUGAAAUAAGAAUUAGAUAAAACUUUA
Molecule: messenger RNA, 1734 nt
Organism: Manis pentadactyla (Chinese pangolin)
Lineage: Eukaryota; Metazoa; Chordata; Mammalia; Pholidota; Manidae
Gene: GNPNAT1
Product: glucosamine-phosphate N-acetyltransferase 1
Exons: 7
Coding region: 284-838 (184 amino acids)
Biological process (GO): UDP-N-acetylglucosamine biosynthetic process
Cellular component (GO): endoplasmic reticulum-Golgi intermediate compartment; Golgi apparatus; endoplasmic reticulum
Molecular function (GO): glucosamine 6-phosphate N-acetyltransferase activity; monosaccharide binding
Source: RefSeq, a predicted model, not a curated record